Messenger RNA from Ipomoea nil (Japanese morning glory), 2434 nucleotides. Its product is annotated as zinc finger BED domain-containing protein DAYSLEEPER-like. Bases 641 to 2224 code for a protein of 527 amino acids. NCBI's taxonomy places the organism in Eukaryota, Viridiplantae, Streptophyta, Magnoliopsida, Solanales, Convolvulaceae. The transcript has 3 exons. The record is from RefSeq and is a predicted model, not a curated record. Gene Ontology annotation, molecular function: DNA binding; protein dimerization activity.
GCUACGACCAUAGAUCUCCCGAUCUCCCGCCGGGUUCGCGCCUUGCAAUCCAAACUUGCUCCGUUUACCCAAAUUCUACGUGACAUAUGCCUUAGCUCUCCAUCUCGCUUCUAGUACAGAUUCUUGAACCGCUGAGAAACAAACCCUAAUCCAGAUUACUUGAACACUCUUCGUACUAGUAAGUGAGAUCUCAGAUAGUUUCUCACAGUAUGAGGAAAGUAAUGGAGAUAGCAGAUGAGCCAGUCAUCGUCAAGUCUAGUAGACUGAAAUCUGAUGUGUGGAAUGAUUUUGAUAGAGUGAAAAAGGAUGAUACUUUUAUAGCUAUCUGUAGGCACUGUGAAAGGAAACUUAGUGGGUCUAGUACCAGUGGUACUUCACAUUUGAGGAAUCAUUUACUUAGAUGUAGGAGUAGAACAAACUAUGAUACAAGUCAGUUGCUCACAAGGGGCAAGAAUAAGGAUAAAAUGUUUGCUGCGGUAAAUUGUACUUUUGACCAAGAGCAGAGAAAGGCCGAAGCUUUCAGCAUUGUGAAGCUUGAACAUGGACCCAUGAAAGAUGGAAUCAACAGUAGAAGUUUGAACUUUGAUAACAGGCAGAGUCGGCUUGAUCUUGCUCGCAUGAUAUAUUACAUGGGUACCCUAUGACUAUGGUUGAGCAUGUUGGAUUUAGAAUGUUUGUUAGAAAUCUUCAACCUUUGUUUGACAUUGCUACAUUUGAUGGAGUUGAGGCUGACUGUAGGGAAAUUUAUUUAAAGGAAAGACAAAAGGUAUAUGAGGAGUUGGAUAAAUUGCCUGGUAAGAUUGGCCUUAGUGCUGAUACAUGGACUGCUAAUGGAGAUGCUGAAUACUUAUGCUUGACGGCUCAUUACAUUGACGAUUCUUGGCAAGUGAAGAAGAAGAUUCUGAACUUUUUACUGGUUGAUCCUUCUCAGACAGAUGGCGACAUGCUUUCAGAAGUUAUAAUGACGAGUUUAAGAAAUUGGGAUAUUGACCGAAAGUUGUUUUCUGUGACAUUUGAUAAUCAUUCUAUGUAUGAGAAAAUUGUCUGGAAAAUUAGAGAGCAACUAUGCCAGCACAGAUUUCUUCUUUGCAAUGGGCAACUAUUUGAUAUACCAUGUGCAGCAAAUCUUAUUAAAAUGAUGGUUCAAGAUACUUUAGAGAAAUCAUGUGAGAUUCUCCAUAAGGUUCGGGAAAGUAUUCGGUAUGUUCAAUGUUCUCAAUCGACACAAGAAAAGUUCAAUGAGAUGGUUCAACUUGUUGGAAUUAAUAGCCAGAAAUGCUUAUGUCUUGAUAAUACACAUCAGUGGAAUUCGACAUGCGUCAUGCUUGAUGCUGCUUUAGAGUACAAAGAUGUAUUCCUCAUUUUUCAAGAACAUGACCCUCACACUGGAACAUCACUCUCUGGUGUAGACUGGGACAGGGUAAGUGCCUUAACUACCUUCAUAAAGCAAUUUCACGAAGCUUCCAGCAUUUUUAGAGGAAACAAGUGUAAUACUGCAAAUAUUUAUUUCCCUGAGAUCUGCAAUAUUCAUUUACAGUUGAUUGAGUGGUGUAAAAACUCGGAUGAUUUUAUUCAUUCAUUGGCAUUAAAAAUGAAAAGCAGAUUUGAUGAAUAUUGGAAGAAAUGCAGCUUGGCUCUGGCCAUUGCAGCCAUCUUAGAUCCACGAUUCAAGCUGAAAUUGGUUGAAUAUUACUAUCCACAGAUAUAUGGUGAUAAAUCUCAAAAAUGCAUUGAUACUGUUUCAGAUUGUAUGAAAGCACUAUAUACUGGCCAUGCCAUUUAUUCACCAUUAGCUUCUCAUGGUUCAUGUGAUGGCUCUCUUGUUGGUACUGAUUCUAGAGAUCGGCUGAAAGGCUUUGACCGUUUCCUUCAUGAAACAUCAGAGAGUCAAUCAGACUUGGACAAAUACUUGGAAGAACCUCUUUUCCCCCGGACUGUGGACUUUAACAUAUUGAAUUGGUGGAAGGUUCAUGCACCAAGAUAUCCCAUUCUAUCUAUGAUGGCUUGCAUUCUAUCUAUGAUGGCUUGCAACAUUCUAGGAAUUCCUAUGUCAAAGGUUGGACCAGAGCUAAUGUACAGCACAGGGAAUAGAGCUGUUGACAGUUAUAGGAGUCCUCUGAGAUCAGAUACUCUACAAGCAUUGAUGUGUGCCCAGGAUUGGAUGCACAAUGAUUUUGAAGAUGCAAAGGCUUGGCCGGGCUCUACUAUUUUUGCAUUAAGCUAGGAUGAAAAACAGUAGCAAGACUUUGGUGCACUUUUCUGGUCUAGCAUCAUCAUUCUUUUGUGAAGUGUGUACAUAUUUUUCUGUGAAGGUCUCUGCCUCCCUCAAAUUUAGUAGGAAAGUAUAUAUUUUGUAUAAAUACUUUUUGGCCUAAAGCAUGAACAUGAGGAUUGAGGAAUGCUUGGUAUGGUUUUGCCUAGUCUUGCUUCUACA